Paracoccidioides brasiliensis Pb18 is the source of this 219-nucleotide messenger RNA. RefSeq lists its product as uncharacterized. The coding region runs from base 1 to 219 and encodes 72 amino acids. The record is from RefSeq and is a predicted model, not a curated record. The transcript has a single exon.
AUGCCUCCCUGGUUCCCGGAAAUAAUAUUGACUGACGCCGAAAAUAGCGAAACGGGGUAUACUGUGGACGAGAGUCUUGAGUGCUGCCGUGGAGGUUCCAAUGAAUUGGGGCGAAAGAAGGGAAGUGGAAGCCUGACAGCUCCACGAAUGUGUAUCUUACACUGGCGGGAGAUUAUGUUUAGGCAACAGGCAGCUGGCAAGGAAAAUGACCUUAAAUAG